Molecule: messenger RNA, 776 nt
Organism: Cynocephalus volans (Philippine flying lemur)
Lineage: Eukaryota; Metazoa; Chordata; Mammalia; Dermoptera; Cynocephalidae
Gene: TMEM126A
Product: transmembrane protein 126A
Exons: 5
Coding region: 123-734 (203 amino acids)
Biological process (GO): mitochondrial respiratory chain complex I assembly
Cellular component (GO): mitochondrion
Source: RefSeq, a predicted model, not a curated record
GCGCCGGCCUGGGCAUAGUCACGUGUCAGCCAAAGAUGGCUCCUCUGCGGCGAGUAGAGCAAAGGUUGCAGUGAACUCCGGCGUGGUUGAAGAAGACUGGGGGAGGCACUGGCUGCUGGGAGAUGAGCAUAAGGCUCAAGAUGAAAAAUCAUGGACCAGAUGAUACUGUCAAAGAAAACUUAAUUUUAGAUAUCGCAACCAAAAAAAUUAAUCAACUCCCAGAAGCAGAAAGGAAUCUACUUGUACAUGGAUCAACAUUUAUUGGGCUUAAUGCUGCUCUCUGUGGCCUAAUAGCAAACAGUCUUUUUCGACGCAUCUUGAAUGUGACACAGGCUCGUAUAGCUGCUGGCUUACCAAUGGCAGUGAUCCCAUUUUUGACAGCACAUGUAUCUUACAAUGGCUUUAUAAGUUUACCUUUGAGUACAGGUUAUCUGAAUUGUGAAACCUGUACAGUAACACGAGCUGGAUUGGUUGGUCUCACUUUUGGUGGUCUGUACCCUGUUUUCUUGGCUCUACCUAUCAAUGGUGGCCUAGCAGCCAGGUAUAAAUCAUCCCCGCUACCAGAGAAAGGAAACAUCCUAACUUACUGGAUUAGAAUUUCUAAGCCUGUCUUUAGAAAGAUGUUAUUUCCCAUUUUGCUCCAGACUGUGUUUGCAGCAUACCUUGGGUCUAAACAAUAUAAAGUACUUAUAAAGGCCCUUCAGUUACCUGAACCUGGCCUAAAGAUUCACUGACUUAAAUAUGUACACCAAAAUAAAAUGUGAAUAUAAAAAUAA